AUGCCACCAAAGCCUUCUGUUCGCGGCGAAUACAUCGAAACCGAAACUGGCAACAAGAUCAGUCGCCGAGCCAGCGUCCUGGGUCCGCGCCACAUCAUACUGGCUGGCAAAUGUGUCAUUCAACAAGACGUGGUAAUCCAUGGGGACCUUGUUCGUCCCCCACAGCCAAAACCUCCCUCGCAACAGCAGUCGGGCGACCAGAAGUCGGCAACCCAAGACCAAACCUCGAUUCACCUCGGUCGAUAUGUCUUCAUUAGUCCCGGCUGUACACUUCAUCCCCCUUCCCGCCUGACCACGGUCCCAAACCCGAACGGCGGUGAACCGCAGCAGAUCAUGACCUACUUCAUGCUCCGAAUAUCCGACUACGUCUACAUUGGUCCCAACACACACAUCCGUGCAGCUGAGAUCAGAAGCAAUGUUUGGAUAGGCGCCAACUGCACGAUUGGGAACAUGGUCAUGAUCAAGGAUAACGUGAAGAUCUUGGAUGGCACCGUCCUUCCUGCGAACACCGUCUGGGCUGGAGGCACAAUCAUUGCAGGACGACCAGGAAGAGUUGUGGGGGAGAUUGGUGAAGGUUGGGCUGCCGGUGGAAGCAGUGGCUCCUCCGUGGAUGAAGGAGUUGGAGUCAAGAGUAGAGAGAGAUGGGCUGCUGUUGGAAACAAGAGAUGA
Messenger RNA from Cladophialophora psammophila CBS 110553, 669 nucleotides. RefSeq lists its product as uncharacterized. The record is from RefSeq and is a predicted model, not a curated record. Lineage: Eukaryota; Fungi; Ascomycota; Eurotiomycetes; Chaetothyriales; Herpotrichiellaceae. The transcript is spliced from 2 exons. The coding region runs from base 1 to 669 and encodes 222 amino acids.